CUGGACACAGGUGCUGACACUGCCAUUUAAUCCUGGCACUCAGGAGGCAGGGGCAGGAGGAGGAAGCCGGGCCUACCGGGAGCCGGCUGCUCGGCCGCAUGUUGCCUGGAGGGGGAGACGGAGGCCCAGGAACCCCGGCCUGUGGAGCCCUGGCGGCGGCAGCGUGCCGGGGGGAGCACCCUAGGACCCCGAGCUCGCCUUCGCACUGACGCGGACGGCCGCCGGUCGGCCUGGGAGCAGAGCUCCCCUUUGCCACCAUGGCCAACAUCAACGAGCUGCCGGAGAACAUCCUGCUGGAGCUGUUCACCCACAUCCCCGCCCGCCAGCUGGUGUGUAACUGCCGCCUGGUCUGCAGCCUCUGGCGAGACCUCAUCGACCUGGUGACUUUAUGGAAGCGCAAGAGCCUUCGGGACGGCUUCAUCACCAAGGACUGGGAGGAGCCGGUGGAAGAUUGGAAGAUCUUCUACUUCCUGUGCAGCCUGCAGAGGAACCUCCUUCGGAACCCAUGUGCUGAAGAGAACAUGAGAUCGUGGCGGAUAGACUCCAACGAUGGCGAUGAGUGGAAAGUGGAGAGCCUCCCUGGGGACCACGGCACAAACUUCCCUGACCCCACCGUCAAGAAGUACUUUGUCACCUCUUAUGGCAUGUGCCUCAAGUCCCAGGUGGUGGACCUCAAAGCCGAGGGCUACUGGGAAGAGCUGCUGGACACCUUUCGGCCGGACAUUGUGGUUAAGGACUGGUUUGCGCCCAGAGCGGACUGUGGCUGCACCUAUCACCUCCGCGUACAGCUGGCCUCUGCUGACUAUAUCGUCUUGGCCUCCUUUGAGCCUCCACCUGUGACCAUCGAACAGUGGAAUGAUGCCACGUGGAAGGAGGUCUCCCACACCUUCUCUGAUUACCCUCCCGGCGUCCGCCACAUCCUUUUCCAACACGGGGGCCAGGACACCCAGUUCUGGAAAGGCUGGUAUGGGCCUCGAGUCACCAACAGCAGCAUCAUUAUCAGCCACAGGGCAGCCAAGAACCCCGCCCCUGCCAGAACUCUGCCAGAAGACAGUGUAGUAAUGAGGGAAGACACCCAGCCCCGGAAGCCAUGACGGAAGACUUCUGACAGCCAUCUUUCUGCCUCUGCUGAGGGCCGCCAAACGGUCCCUCCUGGCAAGCGCUAAACCCUUAGUGGGCAGUGAGGCCCCCAGUCCCAUGAGCACCUGCCCAUCAGCUCAGUGGUGACGGGCAGUCACAAAGCUCUGACAUUUUGUUGUAAUAAAUGUUUUCAGUAAAUCCA
This is a messenger RNA of Psammomys obesus (fat sand rat), 1282 nucleotides long. RefSeq names its product F-box only protein 6. The record is from RefSeq and is a predicted model, not a curated record. Lineage: Eukaryota; Metazoa; Chordata; Mammalia; Rodentia; Muridae. The transcript is spliced from 7 exons. Bases 258 to 1094 code for a protein of 278 amino acids. Gene Ontology annotation, molecular function: protein binding; ubiquitin protein ligase activity. Gene Ontology annotation, biological process: SCF-dependent proteasomal ubiquitin-dependent protein catabolic process; glycoprotein catabolic process. Gene Ontology annotation, cellular component: cytoplasm; SCF ubiquitin ligase complex; endoplasmic reticulum quality control compartment.